AUGGCUUGUCGAUUACGAGUUGCUAUGAUAUUUUCAUUGACAAGUGCGCUCUUUCAUAGUUUCUUACUUCAUGCAUUAUGGUGUUUUUUCAAAGUUAUAUUUCAUUCUAUAUUCAAUGUGAAAAUACUAUGUUAUUUCUCAUUGCAUCGUGUUUAUACUUAUAUUCUAUUAAUUUUGAUUAGUUGGUUUCUAUCACUAGUUAUUGUAUUACCAGCAUGGACAAAAUUAAAUGUAUUCUCGUAUUUUCCUGAACAGUAUCAUUGUCUGAUAUCAUUUACAAAUGUUCGUGGUUUUAUUUAUUCAUUAUGUAGUACUUAUGUAAUACCUGUACUCGUGAUAAUAUAUAUUUAUAGUCGAUUAAUUAUCUUUAUACGUCAUGGAUACAAUUUUAAUCAUAGAUCGCGAACAAGACGAGAAAUAAUGAUUGUUAAACGUAUUUUAAUUAUUUGUGCUAUUUUAAGUUUGUCUGGAAGUCCAACACUUGUUUUUUUAUUUCAAUUUAUAAUGACAGGUAGACUUCAUCCACUUGCCGAUCGAGUUCAUGAACUUGGUCUGGCUAUUAACACGAAUAUCGUUACUUUUGGCUUUGCAAUUCUUAAUUCAUUGAUUAAACUUUUGCCUAAAAAAUUUACUCAUCGAAAGCAACCUCAAACAAGUUACAGACAGCCGAAAAAAGUUUUAAGCGACAUAAUGCCAUGA
Messenger RNA from Rotaria sp. Silwood2, 699 nucleotides. NCBI's taxonomy places the organism in Eukaryota, Metazoa, Rotifera, Eurotatoria, Philodinida, Philodinidae. The record is from the annotation of a GenBank genome assembly.